Molecule: messenger RNA, 3005 nt
Organism: Eleginops maclovinus (Patagonian blennie)
Lineage: Eukaryota; Metazoa; Chordata; Actinopteri; Perciformes; Eleginopidae
Gene: ctdsp2
Product: CTD (carboxy-terminal domain, RNA polymerase II, polypeptide A) small phosphatase 2
Exons: 7
Coding region: 608-1390 (260 amino acids)
Molecular function (GO): RNA polymerase II CTD heptapeptide repeat phosphatase activity
Source: RefSeq, a predicted model, not a curated record
UAGAAAAACAAAGCCCCGGAUAAUAACAAAACUCAUAUUUUGCAUCUAACUGCACACUGAAAUCCGUAUAAAUGCAUCGAAAUCGAGCGUAGAGAUCGAUUCUCGGUGUUUUUCGUCGCUCUUUAAGGCCUUUCGGGCGAUGUUGUUUAUCUGUAGUAAAGGGGGGCUUGAAACCGCCCCACCUUGCCCCAUUUCCUCGGUUGUUUUCCUCCUCUCGCCUGGAUUCUCCAUGUUGUUGCUGCAAGAGUACGGACUUCGCAGCGUCGGGUUAGAGUGAGCUGCUCGGUCAUUAUUACCCGUAAUAGUAAUGGUAAACCCGAGACGACGGAGCUGACAGAGUCUCAAAUAGCCUCCCAAAGAAAAAACAUAUCCAAGUGCCUUUGCCCCCCUUUUCCCCGGGCGGCGAACCUCGGAGAGACGAAGAAGAAGAAGGAGAAGAAGCCGCGGCGGUGGGAAUAAAGAAACCCACGAACAAGGCAAAUCCCGAGGCGGAGGACACGUUACCUCGGUGAAUAAUUGAGUCUACUUGUCAAUAAAACCCAAUGAGGGAUGCCCAUCAGUGCUCGGGGACAGGAUUUGAGGAUUUUGAGGGCUCUGUGAUUGUCAGAUGGAAAGUUCUGUUAUCACCCAAGUGCAGAAAGAAGACGUGCAAGUGUCACCGAAAACAGGCCAGGUGAGCCGGUCUGCCUUGAAACAGCCUCGAAGUUGUAACAUCUUCAAGGCGCUCUUCUGCUGCCUUAAAGCUCAGGAUGACCCCAAACCACCAACACCACCGCCUUCCCAUCAGGCCCUGCUGGAGUCACAGGAAAAUGGGAUGGUUGUCAAGCAAUCAGAGUUUAGCCUCCUGCCUGAGAUAGAGGCCCAGGACCAAGGGAAGUUAUGUGUGGUCAUAGAUCUGGAUGAGACCCUGGUGCACAGCUCAUUCAAGCCUAUUAGUAAUGCAGACUUCAUCGUUCCUGUGGAGAUAGAGGGGACCACACACCAGGUGUAUGUGAUGAAGAGGCCGUAUGUGGACGAGUUCCUGCAGAGGAUGGGAGAGCUGUUUGAAUGUGUGCUGUUUACAGCCAGUCUCGCAAAGUAUGCGGACCCAGUGACGGACCUGCUGGAUCAGUGUGGUGUGUUCAGGACCCGGUUAUUCCGGGAGUCUUGUGUAUUCCACCAGGGCUGCUAUGUCAAAGAUUUGAGCCGCCUGGGCAGAGACCUCAACAAAACCCUCAUCCUGGAUAACUCCCCCGCCUCCUACAUCUUCCACCCUAAUAAUGCUGUUCCUGUGGUGUCAUGGUUUGAUGACAUGGACGACGCUGAGCUGCUCAACCUUCUGCCUGUGUUUGAGGAACUCAGUCAGGCUGAGGAUGUUUACACGCAGCUGGACCUGCUCCGUGGACAUUAAGCUCUCCGAGGACCUCUCCUGCUAAGACCUCCAGCCUGAAGCUCCUUCAACUACAAUAAAACCGUGUUUUGACAAUAGAUAGUUUUCAGACAUUGUUCUCCUUGCCUCUGCACAAAAUAUUCUGCUUAUAAAAUGUGUGUUAGCCAGGGGGUUAAGGAAAUACCAAGCUUGUAAAACACAAUGUGUUUGGCGCAGCUGAAACUAAAGAUAGCAUUCUGAGGCCUUUCCUCCGAACCUCAGUGCUGACAUUAUUGACAACCACUAUUUGAAAGCGGGAAACAACAACCAAAGCAAUCCCAUCACAAUCUCUCCAGUUAGAAUAUCAAAGUGGUUAUUUUGCCAAAGCAGAAGCCUGCCUGCUCUGACUUGACUUUUGGACAUUGUUUUGUUUUAAGUCUUGUGCCUUUUUAAGGAAGAAAAAAAACAUCAGCUCUUUUUUGAAAUUUACACCAGAUUUUAUACAUUUAUGGAUUUCUUUUAAUAGGUUGUUUUAUAAGGAAAUCUAUUUUUAAACAUGGUUCCUCUAUGCAACCCACUUUUGUGAUUACAUGGACAGUACCUCGUAAGUAGCCAGUCAAUAAUUGCAUUAAGCAGAUGUAAACAUUACUGUAGCCUUAUUUACCUGUAAAUGAGCAGCGAAACAAAAGUGUAUUUUACCUAUUUGUACUAUAAAACCAUGCAAAUAUACAUCAUGUGUGAAUUAUAUCUGACAUAAGUUAAGUAAACAGGGUGAACUCUUGUCUUUGAUGGCAGACACACUGGAAUAUGUUGGCACAUAGGACGACAACAAAUGCCACAAGUUUUCAUUAAGAUUCAUUUGUUACUAUGUUUUUCAUUUAUUAUUAUAUGACAAACAACUUGCACUUGUUUAUAUUGACAGUGCUGAAAGUAAAAACUGUGCCUUUUCAAAAAACAAUCGGACAGAGAAUUGUGUUCUGCCUGAAAAGAGAUUUGUGGGCCUACACACUCUGAUGUGUCAUGCUGAGCGUGAGAAAACACUGUCGAGAGCAAGUGUAAUGCCAUGGGGGCUGUGGUACUUGCAGUGCAACACUUGAAAAUAUCAAAUUUGAUUUUUUUAGCAUGUGUGAGUGUUUUUUCUAUAUUUAUUGGCCAAAAAUCUGUAUUGUCCAGUAUAAUGCUUCACAUUUUAUAUUGAAAUCUGUUUGCCUACUUUGAGGCUGACCUUGUGUUUUUAUCCGUGCCUAAAUAACACACUUUUUGCUGUCAAAAUUCAUAGAUAAUACAAAUACUCAAACAGUUAAAUCAAACAAACCAAUACAUAUAAAUGCAAGUUUCAAUCAUGCCUGAAAAUGUUUUUUUUUUUUUCAUUUUUAGUUCAGUACAACAUAUUUUGUGGGGUUACGUUUCCUGGGUAAUGUGGUUUUUCUAUGAUGUUUAUUGUCUGAUGCAAUUAUUGCCUGCAUGUUAGAAACUAAAAGAUGAUAAUGAAUUUGUACCAGUUGUGAUGACCAAAAGUAUUUGUUUUAGAAAGUCACAAUUUGUCUUUGUGUAUCAGAAAAAAAUCCAACUCUCAUUUUGUCUACCUGAUCUGACCAAAACUCUAACAGAUAAGGUGCUACCAGUUUUUAUAUUUAAAUAAAAAUUGGUUAUAUUA